This is a messenger RNA of Osmerus eperlanus (European smelt), 2299 nucleotides long. It is a transcript of the gene tmem59l, whose product is annotated as transmembrane protein 59-like. Lineage: Eukaryota; Metazoa; Chordata; Actinopteri; Osmeriformes; Osmeridae. The record is from RefSeq and is a predicted model, not a curated record. The coding region runs from base 204 to 1271 and encodes 355 amino acids. The transcript is spliced from 8 exons.
CGAGGAGGGGAAGAGGCGAGGAGGGGAGGAGGGGACCGUGCGUUGUGAUGCUACCGGUGACGACACUUCGAACAGAGCAUAGCCCAAGAUUACCAAAGCCGACAGAGGAAUCGGGGUUGUAGCAACAUCCAGCAAGGCGACAUCCAGAUUACCGAUCGGCCAGUGCACGCCGAGGCUGUUGUGAUCACCGAUCCGGCUUUGAGAUGUUUCCGUGCGGCAGCAGGGCGUGCAGUCUCUCCGCUCUCGCCUCGCUGCUCCUGGCGGGGUUCGUGGCCGCCUCCUCAGAUAUGUUUGACAACCAGCUCGGUGACAUCAAUUACUGCAAGAAGCAAUGCCAGAUUACCGUCAAAAACAAAAGCCCCGCUAAAGAUGGCAUCAUGAACGCGUGCCACCGUGGCUGUCGUCUCUACUCUAUCUGUCAGUUUGUCAACGGAAACGCUGGCUUCAACACCAGCAGAGAGGAGUGUCAGGGAGCCUGUCAGGAGGCUUACAGGAAGCUGUUGGAGCAGCAGGCGUGCAGUGUGGGCUGUGCCAGCCAGCCCUCAGAACCAGAGAUCAAGAGGAGGAAGCUGAAGGCCCUGGCUCACCGCCCCCAGCCCCCCUCCAUCAUGGACACCAUCUCCAGCUGGUGUAACGACAUUGUCAGCUCCGCCCACAACUUCAUCUCUUCCACCUGGACCUUCUACCUGCAGGCCGACGAUGGCCACAUGCUGGUCUUCCAGAGCCAGCCAGAGAUGGAGUACUCCCUCCCAGAGCUGCAGGCUCCUCGCUCCAGCAUGCAGGAGCCCCGUCCUCCCGGCCCUCCUGGUCCCCUCACCCACCCGGGUCCCCUCACCCACCCGGGUCCCCUCACCCACCCGGGUCCCCUCACCCAGAGGCCCCGCGGUGUACGGGGUCAUGGAGAGAAGGCAGCAGACAGGCUGGGAGGGAAAAAGGCAGCUCAGCACCCAGACCAGCCCACCACUGAGCACGACCUGCUGGGCUGCAUGUCCAGGAGGUCAGGGCUUCCCAGGUGGAUCCUGGCUGUGUGUCUGUUCCUCUCCAUCAUGGUGAUGCUCUGGCUCAGCUGUGCCAGCCUCGUCACCGCCCCAGAGCAGCACGUCAAGACUCAGCUGAGUAUUAACGGAGAUAAGGAGUUCCUGGACGACGUCCGGAAGGUCAGCCCCUCCCACCUGACCCCCGUCAUCGCCGUGGCCGUCGACCAAUCAGAGGAGGGCGAGGAGGCGGGUCCUCUGCCUGUCAAGGUCGACCUCAACAAGACAGCUCUCUAAGGAACCAAUAGAAUCGCUUUGCUCUGGUUUCCCAGAGUAACCAUGUCUACAUCUCCUGUGGUAGACAGUUAAAUAGCAACACACACACACACACACACAUACUGACACACACUAACCCUGAGAGGAGGACAGAGCAGUUACGGUGUGUGUGAGCAUGUGUGUGUGUGUGUGUAUUUGCUAACAUGAUAUCAAAUCAAUAAAAUCAGGACUCCCAGUUGAAGCAGAGCCACCCUGCUCUCUAGGAACAGUAGUAAUAACGUCAUAAUUCAGUGUAUUUAUUUAUUCAAGCUUGUGUGUUCAGGACCAGUAUGUGUGGUAGAGUGAAGCCAGGUCAUGUUCACCAGUAGAUCACUGCUGCCCUGAUCAGUACUGUACUACUGUACUAUCAUGAUCAAUAACCUGAUCAGUACUCUACUACAGUACUAUCAUGAUCAAUAACCUGAUCAGUACUGUUCAUCCCAUGCUGUGCCCUGCGCUUUCUAAUAGCCAGCUGUUUUACACAUGGGGGGUGAUGAUGAUGCGUACUGCAAAGUACCCCCCACCAUCUUGGGCUGUUUCCAGAUAAGCUGCUGUAUCGUUAGCACCAGCCUUCAUGUAACCAUAGUAGUAAUAUGUAGUAAUAUGCUCCUGAGUAAACUCGGAGGUGGGCCCUCCUCUCCCAUCCUCCUCCCCUCCUCUCCUCUCCCAUCCUCCUCUCCUCCCCAUCUCCUCUCCCAUCCUCCUCCCCUCCUCUCCUCCCCAUCUCCUCUCCCAUCCUCCUCCCCUCCUCUCCUCUCCCAUCCUACUCUCCUCCCCAUCUCCUCUCCCAUCCUCCUCCCCUCCUCUCCUCUCCCAUCCUACUCUCCUCCCCAUCUCCUCUCCCAUCCUCCUCCCCUCCUCUCCUCUCCCAUCCUACUCUCCUCCCCAUCUCCUCUCCCAUCCUCCUCCCCUCCUCUCCUCUCCCAUCCUACUCUCCUUCCCAUCUCCUCUCCCAUCCUCCUCCCCUCCUCUCCUCCCCAUCUCCUCCCCUCCUCUCCUCCCCUCACUUC